Jaculus jaculus (lesser Egyptian jerboa) is the source of this 3189-nucleotide messenger RNA. RefSeq names its product glycerol-3-phosphate acyltransferase 4 (gene Gpat4). Bases 907 to 2277 code for a protein of 456 amino acids. Gene Ontology annotation, molecular function: glycerol-3-phosphate O-acyltransferase activity. The transcript has 13 exons. The record is from RefSeq and is a predicted model, not a curated record. Gene Ontology annotation, cellular component: endoplasmic reticulum. Lineage: Eukaryota; Metazoa; Chordata; Mammalia; Rodentia; Dipodidae. Gene Ontology annotation, biological process: triglyceride biosynthetic process.
GCUCUGACGCACGCCUGAGCCGACGUCUACGGCGGCGGGAGGGGGCCGGCACCGAGGACCGGGAGCCGGAGCCUCACGGGCGGCUCUGGCAGCAUGUAAACAACCCUUUGCCAAGAACCUGGGUCACUGCUAAGAAGGACCUUCAGGGGAGACGACUACCAGAGGACACCAGUGCCAGGCACGUCUGGGAUUGUGCUCAUGGCAGGCAGCAUGAGACGUUCUGUGCCUACCUCUGGAUGCUACUGGCAGAGGCUGGAACUGUCCAGGUAGGAGGGUCCCGGGGCAGCCAGCGCCAGGAGCCUCCUGAGGGAGCAUGGAGCCCAGAUAUGAACUCUCUACAGUGAACUUGGUUUCAGUUUAUGAAGGAUUUUAAGUCAAAGUUAUUUAAUUUACACAUACCGACUUUUAGAAGCCUUUGGCGUGAAGUGCCAGCAGUCACCCUUGCCCACUGGACUUACUGGGAUUUUUCUGGCACCAAGGUGUGCUCUUCUUGGUACUUCUGGCAGCACGGAUCUGCAGGACAGGUUUACCUACUGAACGUCUCCGGCAGGAAGAAAGUCGACCUCUGGAAGUGGAGUACACAUAGCCCCACAGAGCUCUGGUUUGUGACAAGCUCAGCUGGGACUCGAAUGCUGCUCCUGAAGCCUUAUCCUGCCUCAUCCCUCCAAGGUCCACUGCGCUGGGGAGACCUGGCGUUUUGGGGCAGCCUCCUGUGGCCCUUUUCUACUGUUACUCUGCCCACCCAGCCAUAUAUGCAAGCAGUUGGAUGACGUGAUUUUUGGGAUGGCGCUUGUUACUCAUGGGCAGCCGGCUUCCUUUCUCAUGCUGAUACUGUUGGAAGGGACUGUCUGAAGGCUGUAUUUUUGUGUGAGGAGGAAGGCAUCGGCCUGGCCUGCAUCCUCCACCAUGUUCCUGUUGUUGCCUUUUGAUAGCCUUAUUGUCAACCUUCUGGGCAUCUCCCUGACUGUCCUCUUCACCCUCCUGCUCGUUUUCAUCAUCGUCCCUGCCAUUUUUGGAGUCUCCUUUGGUAUUCGAAAACUGUACAUGAAGACCUUGUUAAAGAUCUUCGCGUGGGCUACCUUAAGAAUGGAGAGAGGAGCCAAAGAGAAGAACCACCAGCUUUACAAGCCCUACACCAAUGGAAUCAUUGCAAAAGACCCCACAUCAUUGGAAGAAGAAAUCAAAGAAAUCCGUCGAAGUGGCAGUAGUAAAGCUCUGGAUAAGACGCCAGAGUUUGAGCUCUCUGACAUUUUCUACUUUUGCCGGAAAGGAAUGGAGACUAUUAUGGAUGAUGAGGUGACAAAGAGAUUCUCCGCAGAGGAGUUGGAGUCUUGGAACCUGCUGAGCAGAACCAAUUACAACUUCCAGUACAUCAGCCUCCGGCUUACUGUUCUCUGGGGGUUAGGAGUGCUGAUUCGUUAUUGCUUCCUUCUGCCACUCAGGAUUGCUCUGGCGUUCACAGGGAUUAGCCUCCUGGUUGUAGGAACCACCAUGGUGGGAUACCUACCAAAUGGAAGGUUCAAGGAGUUCUUGAGUAAACAUGUUCACUUAAUGUGUUACCGGAUCUGUGUGCGAGCCCUGACAGCUAUCAUUACCUACCACGACAGGAAAAACAGACCAAGAAAUGGUGGCAUCUGUGUGGCUAAUCACACAUCUCCCAUUGAUGUGAUCAUCCUGGCUAGUGAUGGCUACUAUGCCAUGGUGGGUCAGGUGCAUGGGGGCCUCAUGGGUGUGAUUCAGAGAGCCAUGGUGAAAGCCUGCCCACAUGUCUGGUUUGAGCGUUCUGAAGUGAAAGAUCGCCAUCUGGUGGCUAAAAGACUGACGGAACAUGUGCAAGAUAAAAGCAAGCUGCCUAUCCUUAUCUUCCCAGAAGGAACCUGCAUCAAUAACACAUCAGUGAUGAUGUUCAAAAAGGGAAGUUUUGAAAUUGGAGCCACUGUUUACCCUGUCGCUAUCAAGUAUGACCCUCAGUUCGGUGAUGCCUUCUGGAACAGCAGCAAGUAUGGCAUGGUGACGUACCUGCUGAGGAUGAUGACCAGCUGGGCCAUUGUCUGCAGUGUUUGGUACCUGCCUCCUAUGACCAGGGAGAAAGACGAAGAUGCUGUGCAGUUUGCCAACAGGGUGAAGUCGGCCAUCGCCCGGCAGGGAGGACUGGUGGAUCUGCUGUGGGACGGUGGGCUAAAGAGAGAAAAGGUGAAGGACACGUUCAAAGAGGAGCAACAGAAGCUGUACAGCAAGAUGAUUGUUGGGAACCACCAAGAUAGGAGCCGGUCCUGAGUCCACGUCGCCUGCUGGAGCCGCCUCCGCUUCCUGACACGUGAGCCAGCUGACUUGUUGCUGCUCAGCCUCUGCCACCACCACCUGCCACCAACUGCCCCUCCCUCCAGACUCGGGUCCUCAGGCUGCUCUGGAUCCCAGGACUCAGCUUCUUCAGAGCCACACAGCCUGCCUGCCUGCCACCCUCUGACCAGAUCACUGCUGGGUGGGGCUCCCUGGGACAGUCCGCCCUCUGGAGGGAUGCCGUUGCAGCGGCUCUCUGCCUGUGUGCUGGGCCGUGCUGCUCUCUGGGGAAGAUGGACCCACUGUCCCCUGGUAGGAGAUUGGGCGUUAGUUUGUAGCAGCACCCAUGUGCUGGGGACUUUGCUGGGGAGGUGUACAGCUCCAGAGGAGGGCACUGCCAAGAUGAUCUGGCCUGCUUCAGCCUAAAUACCCCCAGCCUUGGAGUUCUGUAGGCCAGAGGAAAAGAAAACUCUGCAAGUCUAUUUGUUCUGUUGAGCAAAACGAAGUGUUAAGUUCUUGUGUUCCUGCUUAGGGGAGUCACCAAAGGGGGUGGGAAGAGGCUGGUGGGCCACAGGCCAAUCCAGUGUGCGCCAAGAGUUGCUUUGUGCUCAAACUCCAGGCUAGGCCUGCAUUAUUCCCCAUGUGACUUGCUGCUGAAUGUGUACCUUGGUUUCCCCAUCUGUCACAUGGCUCAGCAGGGGAAGGUGGUGAUACCUACCUCACAGAGUUGUGUGGGGAUUCCAGUGCUGCAUGCAGAAAGGCAACAGUGCACUGUCACAUCCAGCCUCCUGGGCUGAGGCUGCAAAAGGUGGGGCUCAUCGCUGCUGCCAGGGCUUUGGACUUGUUUUGUGAGUAAAUAAAACCCGAUGGUGAAUAAAUUGAGGGGGUUUCCCCUCACUCCCUGAGAAA